GCUAUUACAACUUGCAGCAACUGCCACAGCACAUUGCAAGGACGGCAAGAAGCGGCUGUAGAAAGAGGUGGCUGCAGGCAGCGUUCUCUAAUCGUCAAAAAGGUUGGCCCGUAUAAACUCCGUGCUGUCAUCUUACAUUACUUUAUAGCUCGUUGAUUGACACUCACGCUUAAAGGAAUACGAUUUCACCGCUAGCGCCACUCAUAGACGCCGAGUCAGAGUGGCGUGUGGAGAGCUCAAUGGUCACACACUGAUCGUCAUACUUGUAUAGUAACAACGAAAAUUUGUACGCGUUUUAUCCACGUAAAAUAUGAAAGACCUGGAAAAGUCGGAUUAUUCUGGCGAAGACAUCGAAACGGAGAGCAGUGUCACUUCUUCGUCUUCAGACCAAGCAGGCGAACUAUCACCGACGUCAACAUUCACGGAGCCCGAAGAAGAGCCUGAGGAGAGACCCGCACAGAAGAAGAAAAAAAGACGACGGAAGAGAAUGCUUACAGGAGUAAGCAGACAACGUCGAGCUGCAAAUGAACGAGAACGCAAGCGAAUACAAGGUGUAAACAGAGCGUUUGUAGACCUAAAGAACACGUUGCCUGUGUCCCACAUGGAUAUAUCAAAGAUUGACAUACUACGUGUGGCUGCUCAAUGGAUAGAUCACCUAACGGAGAUACUACACCAAGAUGACAUUGCACGCUCGUCCGAUGGCUUAAUACACGAGAAUCUCUAUGACGAACACGAGCUUUACAAACUACUUGAUAACAGUCAAUUUUCAAACGACGACGACGAUUUACUAGAAGAUUUUCUGCACAUGGAUGUGGAUGUCUGGCAAAACUGGCAGCCAUCGAGCGGGACUGGAGUGUGUGUUCAUACCGAGGAACCAUACCUUAAGAACCUCUUGUACGACAGCACGAUAUCCAGUACAGACUACCUAAGCUCACCAUUGGUCGACCUGGCUAACCACCUUUGAAAUAAAGGACCUAGUAAAGACUGCGUAAACACGUGAUCAAGGAACUAAAGACCGCAGGGGCKCCAUGUAUCAUUCCAAGAAAGGACCGGUUGAAUGGAGGGACAUCUCGAGACUAGUUACCAUAGAAAAAACAAUAUAGGAUACUAGCUAAACACACGCAAAACAACGAAAAAAGAACAAAAUGUUUCUUAAAUAACAAAACUGACUUUGAUAUAUAUUUUGAAAUAAAAUCAAAGCAUUCUUAAAAAAAAAACACAUUCAGAUAUAGUACAGACGGAGAUAUUUCGCAGAAAGUACCAAAAAAAUGUAAAUCGUUAACGUCAUUCGCGCCGUAGUUUGGGCGCUCUCACCGGUGAGAGCCUCGUUUGCAGGUCAAAACACUAGACUCCCAUUGGYCAAUAUAGUGACCAGUGGACAGACACAUGAUUUCCCAUCAUACUUUUAGAUCAUAGAGUAUUUAUAGAGUAUCAUCAAAUAGAGAUUAAAUAAGUUUUGAUAAUUUUAUAGAUGACAACUUUAUAUACAUAUUUGAAAAUAAAGAUCAACUCAGACAUAAAAAUGAAGAAAAUAAACAUGUUUUAA
Molecule: messenger RNA, 1546 nt
Organism: Exaiptasia diaphana
Lineage: Eukaryota; Metazoa; Cnidaria; Anthozoa; Actiniaria; Aiptasiidae
Product: transcription factor 21
Exons: 3
Coding region: 311-964 (217 amino acids)
Biological process (GO): developmental process; regulation of transcription by RNA polymerase II
Molecular function (GO): DNA-binding transcription factor activity, RNA polymerase II-specific; protein dimerization activity; RNA polymerase II transcription regulatory region sequence-specific DNA binding
Source: RefSeq, a predicted model, not a curated record